GCAAGCAUAUAUUAUAAUCUUCUAAGAAUGUUGUAUGCUAUAUACUUAUUUCAAUACCUCAAAAUCAUUUUAAAAUCAUUUCAUGCAUUUCGUUGCUAAGCUGGAAUCUUAUAGAGAGCCCUAAAGAGACAAAUAGGUCUCGUCUCUGUGAAAUUUUAAGCUGUCAUCAGUACAAAAUUAACGGAUUACUUGAAUGUAUAAAAGUUGGCAACAUGAUACUGGGCCUGUAACCCGAUCAAAUAUCAGACGAUUUACAUAUUAAACACCGCUUUUUAUAUAUUUUAGCUGUGAUUUCAGCAAUGGUCAAGUGAAUGAAGUGUUUUAUACCGUAGCCAAAUUAGAAAUUUAUUUUUAUCUAGUUGUAACAGUUUGUUCAGGUAUAUUCAACGUUAAAGAGCUCGCCGGAGUUGCAUUGAAAUGACUGUGUUAGGCUUGUCUAGAAGAGGACAACUCGCUGUUCUUGUGAUCGCAGGAAUUACGUUGUUUAUUUUGGGAUUUCUCAUCGGCUUCUUCACUGCUCCAGACGACGAGAAAUCACCUGAAACACCACGUUCAUUUCAAGAAAAACGCGAAGAGGAACGAAAGAAAAAGGAUGCAUAUCACAGCAAGCUUUACCAAACCCUGGACAAGAAGGAAAUAGGAAAGUCCUUGAAGUACUUUUCUUCCCGACCUCAUGUUCCAGGGACUCCAAGAACCAAAGAGUUGGCAGUCGAAAUCGCCCGGCUUUGGAGGGAGUAUAAAUUCGAUGAAGUUGAGAUGCCAAAAUACAAUGUCCUUCUACCAUACGUCAAUCCAAACAUCUCAAACAAAGUGCAAAUUCUGGAUUCUGGCAGAAAAGUAUUACGCGAGUUUUCUGGGAAGGAAGAGUUGGCAGAUCCAAGUGAGGAUGAUGACCAAAUGAUUCCUCCAUUUCUGGGCUACUCGAAGCAGAGUUCGGCAAGUGGCAAGUUGCUCUACGUCAAUUACGGUCGAACGGAGGAUUUUGAAGUCCUGAAGAAGAACUUCGGCAUUCCAAACUGUAACGGGCGCAUUGCUAUCAUGAGAUACGGAAAAAUUUUCAGAGGCUCCAUGGUCAAAAACGCGCAUGAAUGCGGUGCUGUUGGCGCCAUUUUGUACAACGAUCCAGCAGAUUAUGCUCCUGAAGGUCAGGACAAAGUUUAUCCCAACUACAUCUGGCUACCGAAGACCGGCGUGCAGCGAGGUAGCAUUAUCACCACUCGUGGAGAUCCGAUCACACCUGGUUUGCCGUCUAUCGACGGCGUGUUCCGAAUAUCUCCCAAAGACGCAGGUCUUCCACAGAUUCCAGCGACGCCUAUGCCUUACGGAGACGCUGUAAACAUCUUAAAAAUAAUGAAAGGUCGCGAGGUCCCGACGAGUUGGAAGGGCACAUUGAAUAUCACCUACAGACUGGGUGAUGCGGGGAUAGAAGGGAACAAUAGCAUACGAAUUGAAGUUAAUUUUCCCAACACACGACAGGAUAUAUACAACGUCAUCGGAACCAUUUAUGGUAGUGAAGAACCGGAUCGUUGGGUACUGAUAGGGAAUCAUAGGGAUGCUUGGGGAUUCGGUGCUGUCGAUGCUUCCAGUGGUACAGCAACCAUGAUGGAAAUCUCACGCGGGUUGAGUAUGUUAUUGAAGCAAGGCUGGCGUCCACGUCGCACUAUCAAAUUCUGCAGCUGGGGCGCCGAAGAAGCGGGCUUGAUUGGCUCCAACGAAUGGGUCGAGGAACACGAACGAGCAUUAUCAACAAAAGCCGUCUCUUACAUCAACGUCGACGUCUCUGUCGGCGGAACCUACGUGCUUCAUCUUUCAGGAUCUCCAUUGUUGAAAACAGCGCUCAUUGAGACUGUUAAAAAUGUUCAAGAUCCUCAUCUCAAUAGCCCUGGAUUGCAUCAAACGGUCUAUGAAAGAAUGCUGGAAAAAAGGCGAGGGAAAGAUGGUGAAAUUAUGUUCCCAAGUCUAGGUGCGGGGUCGGAUUAUGCCACUUUCUACCAGUUCGUUGGAGUACCGUCGUUAGAUAUGUCUUAUUAUGGUGAAAGAUUGUAUCCAAUAUACCACAGUGUUCAUGACACGUACAAGUGGCUUCAAGGUUUAGUCGACCCAGACUUCUCCUACCAUCUCACGACAACUCUGGUCGCUGCAAGAGCUCUGAUGUCCAUCGCUGACGACAUCGUGUUACCCUUUGAUGUCGUUCAAUACUCGAAGACUUUGAGACGUUCUUUUCAAAUCUUGAAUGACAAUCAUGGCGCGGAACUUCGGCGGAAUAACAUCACGUUAGAUUACGUCGAUGCUGCUGUUACAAAAUUUCACAACGCGUCUCUGAAGUUCCAGAAAGAGGUGGAAACAGCCGUGAAAAGUAUGAACGACAUUCAACUACGUGAUCUAAAUGACAGAAUGGUGAACGUGGAAAAAUCUUUCAUUUACAGUUUUGGUCUUCCAAAUCAAAGCUUCACUCGACAUGUUAUUUUUGCGCCACCAUCCAACAACAACUAUGGCAGUGCGCAUUUCCCCGGCAUUAUUGAUCUCAUGAUUCCGAGCAAUGAGACUUCGAGAGACUGGGGAGAAAUAAGAAAGCAGGUUUCUGUUGUAUUUAAGUCGAUUAUGUCAGCGGUAGAAAGCUUGAACAAAGACGCUAAAGAUUGACACUAGAGGUUAGGACUUCGGUGACUUGUAGUUCUCAGGUAUUAGAUUACAUAGACAUAAUUUUAGGCCUUAAAUGAACUUGUUAAAAGCCAUGCUUGUUGGAGUGUUCAAGCUUAACUGCAAGUGGCCUUUGCCUUCCUCCUGGUAACAUGUACUUUUGACAAUUAUUGUUGGAUUUUUUCUACUACUUACUCCAGCUACGUACAAAGAUCAUACUGCGUGAGCGUCACGCAAGGAUCACGCACGCGGGAAAAACAUACGAAUAU
Dendronephthya gigantea is the source of this 2909-nucleotide messenger RNA. RefSeq names its product glutamate carboxypeptidase 2-like. Gene Ontology annotation, molecular function: carboxypeptidase activity. The coding region runs from base 418 to 2643 and encodes 741 amino acids. The record is from RefSeq and is a predicted model, not a curated record. The transcript has 8 exons. NCBI's taxonomy places the organism in Eukaryota, Metazoa, Cnidaria, Anthozoa, Malacalcyonacea, Nephtheidae.